Messenger RNA from Acanthocheilonema viteae, 4770 nucleotides. NCBI's taxonomy places the organism in Eukaryota, Metazoa, Nematoda, Chromadorea, Rhabditida, Onchocercidae. The record is from the annotation of a GenBank genome assembly.
AUGGCGACAAAUAAUUAUGCUUAUGAUAGAGAUUUGGAGCUUGCGCUGGAACUUAGUAGGCAGUCAUAUGAAGAGGAAUCACGGAAGAGGAGAGAAAAUGCAUAUGCGCAAGAUUUGAUUUGUUGGGAUGAUGUUGAAAAAAAAUCUGCUAUUCAAGAAAUUAAUCAGCCUAACGACGAUAUUCAUAGCCGCUGUCUCACAUACACCCACACAUUUUCAAAUGGACAAGCACCUAAUCAUGCGAACAUUCCAACAACAUCAAAAAACAUUGGAUUUUAUCGGCACAUUGAAGAUAGACGGGAAGGACUGAAGUCAGAUGUGCGUUAUCUGAAUGCUCCUGAUCCACAACCUUCGGGAAUCACUCGAGCUGAGGAGGGAGAUGAUGCUCCGGAUGCUGGUCUGAAAACGUUAUCUUCGUCGAACAAUACAGUUGUUGUUCCUUUCUGUUCCUCUGUUAACAGUUUGCAAACAAACAGCGAUUUGAUUGAUCUAAGCGAUAAAGAACCUUGGGAAGAAUUUGACCCGCUUUGUAUUACUCGUUCUACUGGGAUUCGUGAAACUUCAUCGAAGUGUGAUCAAACCAAAGACACGGGAAACAAAAAUAAUGAUUCCUCGCCAUUUUUAUCUACAUUGGAACUAUCGCAGUCAAUUUCAUCGUCUCGCUUUGUUGUUGGUGGUACAGGUAGAGAGUCAGCUCCUUGUAAACCUCCCAGAGGACAGAAGAAUGAACGAAAUGAAUUUGGAGAUUCUGUCGAAAGAUAUCAAAUUGAUUUUGACGAAAUACAGUUGCAAGAAAAGCUAUCAGAAGUUGAUCGUGAGAUUGCUUCUCUUCUCCGUCGUUCGCCUCAGCAAUGUGAUCCAAUAUCAAGGCGUUUUAUAUCACCUGUCGUGGAUUACUUAAUAACAAGUUUUAAAGUUACCAGUGUAAAAGUAAUUGUUGAGAAAGAUUACAGUUGGCCAACAAUAUUAAGCGCAGAUGAUAGAAUGACAUUCACCUGCGAAACUACAAGUACAAUCCAGUACAUUUUGGCAAAUGUAUUAAAUACAUUCCUUGAUCCUUCACAAAUCAGUAUGCUGCAGGAUCGUUUACCGGUCGAUGAAUAUGGUCUAAAAAUUUAUGGAUUGGAUGAAUUUCUUCUUAGCAGUUCUCAGCUUGGUGAAAAUCCAUUUGUCGGACAAGCACUUGCUUUUGGGAAAGACAUACGGCUUGAAGUUGGCAAAAUAGCAAAUGACAAUCGGUCCAAAAGAAUGCAGCAGCUUGAUUCACCAAGUGCUAGUGGCAGUUUAAGACGUUCUUUCCAAACCAGUUCGAAGAAGCCUGAUUCUGUAGUGCGAACAAUGGCAAAUGUUCAAGAAAUUUUGGAUACACUGAAGAAUUCUUUGCGUAGUUGUACGGCCACACAUCUUAAUAGCAGUGCACUGAAGAAUAAAGAAAGAGUAAACCAAUCAGUGAAACUUCUUUGUACUGUUCUCGGGCGCAUUAUGCCGACCGAUCUUUCCGGAGCUCUGCGUUUAUUUCUUGCUGCAGGAACAGCUGUACAACUUUCAAACUCAGUCACAGAACUUCUCACUGCUGUGCAUAACUUUCUUGGUAUAUAUUGCAAAUCUGUACGAUGUGGUUUCGAUGUUCUAUCUUUGCAGACAGUCUUGAAUAGUGAGCGUGAACAACGGGAAAUCCUAACAGUGGAUGAGCAAUUAUUAGUGCACGUUGAUUCAAUCCACAAUAUACCACGAGAAUGGUCACAGCAGUUCAGUUUGUUCUCUGUUGCUGUCCAUGUAAUGCAUGGAACGGCAGAAAUAUGUCGAGGUUUCAAAGAAAAUCCCCGACCGAUAAUUAAUGAUCAUUUUUUCCCAUACUGUCGGACUAAUACAUGGGCCUGUUUUCGCAUCCCACUUUGCGUUCUACCGAGAGAAACACGCAUUUUUAUCCUGCUUUAUGGAACUGGCAAUUCAGUUUGCGGUGAUCAUAUUCAUUCAUCGAAUGUGUUGACUGAACCGCAAACAUUACUCGAAAAGCAGCUUGCUUGUGCUUCUUUCCCACUGUUCGAUCAUGAAGGCUUACUUCGACAAGGAUCUCUUCUUUUACCGCUAUCUGUUAUUAACGGAAAGGUGGUUCAUCCAUGGGGUCCUCGACCAUUGUUCGAAACAGAAGAUGAUCUCGUUGUGCUCGUUACAUUACCGCAACUACAUUAUGAUGUUAUUUUCCCAUCUGUCAGCUACGGCGAUAAUAGUCUGAAACGUGAUUUCAAUUCUCUUGAUUCGGAUACACAACAGAAUUUGCUUGACAUUGUAGAAAGCGGAGUUACUCACAGUUUAACCGAAGAUGAAAAGGAAACGUUGUGGGAAAAACGACAUUAUUUGACUCAGAUACCUAACGCUUUGCCUUUAGUACUUGCUUCUGCCGUUGGUUGGGAUUGGGCAUCAUUAACAAAUAUUUAUCAGUUGCUGGAUGAUUGGAUGCCGUUGAGUUCAGUGCAAGCAAUCGAGCUUCUGCUUCCGCAUUUCCCUGAUCUCACCAUUCGUUCAAAAGCCAUAUCAUGGCUUAAAAAUGCUUCAUCUGACUUUCUAUUCAAUUUUCUUCCCGAAUUAGUCGAGGCUUUGCGAUUUGAAACAUUCGAAGAUUCUUCAUUAGCUGUGUACUUACUGACGCUUUGCGCUGGUGACCGUCGUUUUGCUUUCGAACUUUACUGGCAGUUGCAACAGCGAAUAGACCAGAGUCAAGAACGGAGUUAUUCAAAUAGAUGCAGUUUAUUGCAGCAACAAGUUCUUAACUUAUUAGACGAAGAAUUUGGUAUUGAUAUUGAAAAUCAGCAUAGCCUUUUGCAAGCGUUAAAUGCUGUGUCUUGUGAAAUGAAAGAUGCAGGCGACGCCAGUAAAAUGCAGUUGACUCUUCAACGACAUCUUGCUUUAUUGGAUGCUCGAAUACUAGAAAACAACGUACGCCUUCCUCUUUUGCCCUCAUUUUUAUGUACUGGCAUAAAUGUAUCAGAAUCGAGUUAUUUCAAUUCACUGACAAAGCCGAUAAAAGUAACAUUCAAAGGCUUAAAAAGUUCAUUUGCAAUUCUGUAUAAGGUUGGUGAUGAUAUGAGGCAAGAUGCAUUCGUGUUACAAUUAGUGAAAAUGAUGAAUGAUAUAUGGUUAAGCCAGGAGCUUGACCUUAGAAUGGUCAUUUUCCGCUGUAUACCUUUUGGAAAUAAAAAUGGAAUGGUCGAACUGGUUCCUGAUUGCCGUACGCUAUGUGAGAUUCAAAGUGCUGUUGGUGCUGCUGGUGUAUUUAAAGAUGAUCUGCUCAAAAAAUGGCUCGAAAUGCAUAAUCCUUCUGAAUUUCAAUAUAAAAUAGCACUGCAGAAUUUUCACUUAUCUUGCGCAGGUUGGUGCGUUGCUACUUAUGUGCUCGGUAUUGGUGAUCGACAUAAUGAUAACAUAUUGGUUACUAGGACAGGCCAUGUUUUUCAUAUUGAUUUUGGCAAAUAUAUGGGUGAUUGGCAAACGGCUGCCGGAUUCCGACGAGAUCGCACACCCUUCAUUUUUACAAGUGAUAUGGCUUACGUCAUUAACGAAGGUUCGCCUCAAUCAGCAACAAGCCGUUAUCAGCAUUUCGUUGAUAACUGUUGUAAAGCUUUCAAUUUACUUCGAAAGAAAUAUUCAUUACUCGUAAAUCUUAUGAAAAUGAUGUCUUGUUCGGGUAUCGCUGGCAUGAAUUUGGAAGCUGUCAACUUUGUGCAAAGCAAUUUGCUUUUAAAUUUAACUGACACACAAGCAACUGUUCAGUUUACACGAAUGAUUGAAGAAAGUUUGAAAAGCAAAUUUCCUCGGUUGAAUUUUCUCGCUCAUACUUUGGUGCAGAUGAGGAGUACGCCAUCAAUGUUACGAGGCGGAUACGAUGAUCCCAAUAAACUUUCUUUCAUUCAGCAAAUAUAUACAAUGAAAGAUGAAGGUCGCAUCACAAGAGCUGACGUGCUGGCGUUUGAGAAAUGGCAUAUACCGGAAAAAGUUUAUAUGUACAAAGUCGAAGUGAACCGAGAGAACGAAACGGUCUGCGGUAUUGUGUAUAGGUCGUUUGUGGAAUUCAAUGAACUUUAUAUCAAAUUGUGCAGGAGAUUUCCAUUUGCACAUUUGCCACCACUCUCGCAAGGAACGAAUGUUGGUCGCUCAAAUAUACGCAAGGUUGCAGAAAGAAGACAAGCGGAUUUGCAGCAGUUCCUAAAUGUUCUCUUUGAAUAUCAUCCUGAAGUAGCAAGUAGUGAUUUGGUCUACUCAUUUUUUCACAUGAUCUUUCGCGACAGUGCGCCUGAAGAGUCGAAUCAAUUUUUGCAGUUAGCGGAAGUGGAUAAGGACGAUAUACCGUCGAAGAAAGUAACUGGUCGCAUUUUUUUGAGACUUACUUAUGAUCAGCAGGAUAGAGAUUUGAAUGUAUUUAUUGGUCACGUCAGAGGAUUAAAAAUCAUUAACGGCCAAGCGCCAGAUUCAUAUGUUAAAACAUAUCUGCAUCCCGAUCCGCAAAGAAGUUCGAAACGAAAGACUCAUGUUGUAAAAAAUACCCAAAUGCCAACCUUUAACGAGGAGUUGAAUUAUCAAUUGUUUUCUGAUAUGAAUUUGGUUGACCGGGCACUAGAAGUAUCAGUCUGGAACUGUGGUUCAUUGGUUGGCGAAAAUUCAGUGAUUGGUUCUGUGCAUAUUCCGUUGCGUAAGCUGUUGGAUAUCCCUAUGGAUCGUAAAGGGAUCAAAAUUCUAGAUGGUUGGUUCAAUUUGAGUACAGGUUCACGAUAA